Molecule: messenger RNA, 2095 nt
Organism: Danaus plexippus (monarch butterfly)
Lineage: Eukaryota; Metazoa; Arthropoda; Insecta; Lepidoptera; Nymphalidae
Product: cytochrome P450 6k1-like
Exons: 1
Coding region: 31-1521 (496 amino acids)
Molecular function (GO): iron ion binding; oxidoreductase activity, acting on paired donors, with incorporation or reduction of molecular oxygen; monooxygenase activity
Source: RefSeq, a predicted model, not a curated record
UAUUGUUGGAGUUCAUUUCUCGACACGAACAUGUUGUUUACUGUACUAAUUGUUAUCAGUAUUGUGAUUGUUAUUACUUUAUACAUUGCUGGAAAAUGUAACGAAAAUUAUUGGAAGAAACGUGGUGUGACUUUCUAUGAGAAGAAUAGAUUGACUGGUCCCUUCUUAAAUUUUCUUACUGAUAAAGAGCCGCUGUUUAUUCAUCUGUUUAAAAUUUAUCAGCAAUAUCCUAAUGAACCGGCUGUUGGAAUUGGUGGAUUCCUUACACCCACCCUUUAUAUAAGAGACCCCGCGAAUGUACAAGCUGUACUUUCAUCAGAUUUUAAUUCUUUCUAUCACCGAGGCGUUGAAAUCAAUGAGGAUGAUGUAUUGGCCAACAACAUCUUGUUUCUAAAUGGCAAUAAAUGGAAACUUAUAAGACAGAGUAUGACACCUCUAUUUACUGCAUCGAAACUGAAAAGCAUGUUCUAUAUUAUCGAUAAGAGUGCACAAGAUUUUUUAAAGUACUUAAGGGAAAACAAAGAAAUUCAAAAAGGUGACGCGUUUAAGACUUUGUCUACAUUUUGUAGUGCUGCCAUCUGUGCUACAGUGUUUGGUGUAAAUACAGAAUCAAUAUUCGAUUCACCAUUUUUAAAGAUUGCACGGGGAAGUUUCCGUUCAACUCUUAUAACUAACAUACAAUUCCUUAUGUCACAUUUCGCCGAAAGAUUCUGUCAAAUAUUAAAUAUAAAAGCUUUUAAGCAAUUUGAGGACUUUUUUGUAGGAGCCAUAAAGCAAGUUAUUCGUCAGCGUGAGAUAGAAAAUAUUAGAAGACAUGAUUUUGCUGAUAUUUGCAUAGCUUUAAAGAACAGUGGGAAACUUGUUGACCCUGAUACUGGUCUGGAACUAGAGACAACGGAUGAGUUACUCGCCGCUCAAGCAUUUUUCUUUUUUGUCGCUGGAGUAGAGCCGAUAGCUACAGCAAUGUUUGCCACUUUUGUGGAAUUGGGUAAAAACUCGGAAAUACAAAAACGUGUUCAAGACGAAGUGGACGGCGUUUUCGAAGAACAUAACGGACCAUUGUCUUAUGAUAUCAUUUCUGAAAUGGUUUAUCUCGAUAUGGUCAUCAAAGAAGCUAUGAGAUUGCAUCCCGCUAUUGGCUUUGUAACGAGGAAAUGCGUUCAGAACACUAUUUUACCAGUUGGUAACAUAAAAGUAGACAAAGGGACAAAAAUUUUCGUUCCGAUAUAUGAAUUACAUCAUGACCCGAAGUAUUUUCCCGAACCAGAGUUGUUUAAACCAGAUCGAUUUUCUAGUGAAAAUAAACAUAACAUCUUAGACAUCACAUAUUUGCCAUUCGGUAAAGGUAAAAGAAUUUGUAUUGGUAUGAGAUAUGCUCAUAUGCAAGUCAAAACUGGUUUAGUUCAUAUCUUACGACAUUUCAGUAUUAAGACAAAUAUAAACAGAGAUGGCAUUAAGUAUAUGAAACAUCAAAUUCAAGUGAGAUUGGAAAAUGUAGAUGUUGAAUUUGUACCUAGAUAGAUGUGAAUGACUCGGUGUUUAUUAUUAAUAAAUAAACUACAAUCAUAUUUUACAGUACUUUAAAUGACGAAAGCUUCAAGUACAGAUUUAAACAAUAUUUAUUAAAAUAAAACUAAUAUUUCUCGGAUUUACUACGCGUAUUUUAUAAUUUUAAAAACUACAUAAUCCUGACGUUUUGGUUACUUUUCAGCAACCGUGAUCACGGACAGACGACACAUCACGGAAUUAUGUAGCUUUUUAAAAUAAUAAAAUACGAGUAGUUUAUGCGAAAAAUAUUAGUUUUAUUUAAAUGAAUGCUCGCGAAAGUCUUAGAUCUCACAAUCAUUAUAUAAAUAAUGUGUUUACUGCCUUAAACAUUAGUAAUAUUUAAAUACUAGCUUGAAAUAAAUAUUUGAAAGCAAAACAUUCUAAUGAAUUGCUAUGUGAAUUGUAACACCUCACAACAUGUAAUGUAUUAUUUAAUGUUUAAUAUUAAGCACUAACAACCAUCACUUCUUUUGUACUUUUGUAAUGAACUUAAAUAAAAGUAUAUUUUUUUUAAAACGCUUAUUUCAUUUGCGGUCAAGGAAGUAUA